GCGCUCCCAGGAACAGCCCCGCGGGCCCGGCUACUUCCUGUCCCCGCUGCGGGCGCCCGGCCCCGGCUCCGAAGGGGCGCACCGCGACCCGCCGCCCCGAGGCGCCCGAGGGGAGCAGCGCCCCCGCGCCCCGGGCCCCAGCGCAGCGCACGGUGAGCGCCCCCGGGGGCUCUGGGGUCCUCGGCCCCGGGUUCCCUCGCGCUCCCCCCGCCCGGGUGCCCGAUGGGGCCGCCCGGGGGGCACAGGGCCGACGUUUGGAGCUCACGCAGCCCGCCCCUGCCGCCGCCGCCUAGGAGGAGGAGGCCGAGUGCGACAUGCUGCCGCGGGGGCGCCCUGGCACGGAGCUCCCCGCGCCAUUGCCAUCCGGGCCGCGGCCGCCGGCUCCGGGGGGCGCCCUCGACGGCGCGGAGGGGGCGGCGGCGCCGGGGCCCGCGCAGGUGCUCACCGCCGGCCUCCUGACGCUGCUCGUCGUGUGGACGCUGCUGGGCAACGCGCUGGUGUGCGCCGCCGUCGUGCGCAGCCGCCACCUGCGCGCCAGGAUGACGCACGUGUUCAUCGUGUCCCUGGCCGUGUCCGACCUGCUCGUGGCCCUGCUGGUGAUGCCCUGGAAGGCCGUGGCCGAGGUGGCCGGCCGCUGGCCCUUCGGGGCCUUCUGCGACGUGUGGGUGGCCUUCGACAUCAUGUGCUCCACCGCCUCCAUCCUCAACCUGUGCGUCAUCAGCGUGGACCGCUACUGGGCCAUCGCCAGCCCCUUCCGCUACCAGCGCAGGAUGACGCGGCGCGUGGCCCUGGUCAUGGUGGGCCUGGCCUGGACCCUGUCCGUCCUCAUCUCCUUCAUCCCGGUCCAGCUGCACUGGCACCGGGACCAGGCGGGCUCGCGGGGUGCCCCGGACCCGGCCAACGGGACGUCCUGGGGGGACGCGGGGGACCCGGAGGCGCGGGAGGAGAACUGUGACUCCAGCCUGAACCGCACCUACGCCAUCGCCUCCUCGCUCAUCAGCUUCUACAUCCCCGUGGCCAUCAUGGUCGUGACCUACGCGCGCAUCUACCGCAUCGCGCACGCGCAGAUCCGCCGGAUCGCCUGCCUGGAGCGGGCGGGGCAGCGCGCGCAGCGGGGCGGGGGCGCAGCGGACGGGGCGCCCGUGCCCGGCCUGCGGGCGUCCAUCCAGAAGGAGACCAAGGUGCUGAAGACGCUGUCGGUGAUCAUGGGGGUGUUCGUGUGCUGCUGGCUGCCCUUCUUCCUGCUCAACUGCAUGGCUCCCUUCUGCAGCCGGCGCGCCGACGGCACAGCCUCAGGCUUCCCCUGCGUCAGUGACACCACCUUCGACAUCUUCGUCUGGUUCGGCUGGGCCAACUCCGCCCUCAACCCCAUCAUCUACGCCUUCAACGCGGACUUCCGCAGGGUGUUCGCCCAGCUGCUGGGGUGCGGCCGCCUCUGCGCCCCUCGCCCCCGGGUGGCCACGGUGACCGGCAGCAAUGAGCUCCUCUCCUGCGACCAGGACACGGUCUUCUCCGGGGAGGCCGCGGCCGCCGCCUACAGCCACGUGGUCCCGGGCGAGGGGACUCCCGGCCACAGAGAGGGGGAGGCGGAGGAGGGCCCUCUGAACCUCAUGUGCCAGCUCUCUCAGGCUCAGGCGUCCCCAGAGGAUGACCCUGCCGCCCAGUCUGUCUGGGAGCUGGACUGUGAGGGGGACACUUCUUUAGGCAAAACGAAGCCUUUCACCUCAAGUGGGUUCCAUUAAACUGCAUACAAAUGCCCUUCGUGGAUCUACAGAGCUGCCCAGACACUACAGAGUACGGAGAACACACAUACAACAUUUACACACACACACACACACACACACACACACACGUCCAGUGUUGCAGGAUCAUCAUCGCUCCGCGCUCUGUGUGGUAGCGUUUGUGCUUAGAAACCUUACCUGAUUGGUUUGUUGUUGAAAGAAUUGGCAGAAGCAAUUGGGACAAAUUCAGUCUUAUAUACCCCAGUCUGGCAGGUGUGGACCAACGGUCCUUUUAGAGGUGGUGUUUGGUCCUUACAAAAAAAAAAAAAAGGUAUUUGGUCUUAAAAAUAUACACUCCUUCCUGCCCCUUUAAACGGAUGGAUGGCUCAGUGCCUUGGGCUGGGCUGCUUUUUAAACAGGUUCAGUGUGUGUGCAGUGCUGAUGGGGUGGGCGGCCCUCCUGUAUCUUGCUUCCUGGGGCCCGUGCUUAAGCAGCACUGCUCUCCGUGCCCUCUGAUGGCUGAGGAAUUCUUCCCGACGUGCCCUGGAGUCUAAUAAACACAGAUUACGUGUGUGA
This is a messenger RNA of Pipistrellus kuhlii (Kuhl's pipistrelle), 2297 nucleotides long. It is a transcript of the gene DRD5, whose product is annotated as dopamine receptor D5. Gene Ontology annotation, biological process: adenylate cyclase-activating adrenergic receptor signaling pathway. The record is from RefSeq and is a predicted model, not a curated record. Lineage: Eukaryota; Metazoa; Chordata; Mammalia; Chiroptera; Vespertilionidae. Gene Ontology annotation, molecular function: G protein-coupled receptor activity. The coding region runs from base 315 to 1742 and encodes 475 amino acids. Gene Ontology annotation, cellular component: membrane. The transcript is spliced from 2 exons.